Molecule: messenger RNA, 1688 nt
Organism: Rubroshorea leprosula
Lineage: Eukaryota; Viridiplantae; Streptophyta; Magnoliopsida; Malvales; Dipterocarpaceae
Source: the annotation of a GenBank genome assembly
CCUUACCUUCCUUUUUCUCUCCUUAAUUAAUCCCCCCCAAAAAAAAAAAAAUGGAGUCACAAAUUAGCUUCAUUUUCUGCUCCAUUUUCUUCUCUUUUACCUUCUUGUUUUCCUUUUUUUCUCUCUUGAUUUUUCUCCUGAGGCUGAAAUUCGGGUGUUCCUGCGAAAUCUGUCAGGCUUUUCUCUCAUCAAGGUGGUCCAAAGACUUCGAUAAUCUCUGUGACUGGUACACUCAUCUUCUCCGGAAGUCCCCCACUGGAACCAUCCACAUCCAUGUCCUCCGCAACACGAUCACGGCCAACCCCGCUAACGUCGAGCACAUUCUUAAAACCAGGUUCGACAACUACCCAAAAGGGAAACCUUUCUCUGCGAUUUUGGGCGAUCUUCUCGGCAAAGGUAUCUUCAAUGUCGACGGUGAGUCCUGGAACUUUCAAAGGAAAAUGGCGAGCUUGGAACUCGGUAGCGUCUCUAUUAGACUCUACGCGUUUGAGCUUGUCAAGAUGGAGAUUCAAACCAGACUGAUCCCUCUCCUGUCGUCGUUUGCGAGAAACGGAGACGUUUUGGAUAUGCAGGACGUGUUCCGGCGGUUUUCCUUCGACAACAUUUGUAAGUUCUCCUUCGGGAUCGACCCUGGUUGUCUCAAUUUAUCCUUGCCGAUUUCGAAACUUGCCGUGGCGUUUGAUACUGCCUCGAAAUUAUCGGCAGAAAGAGCCCUGGCGGCGUCGCCCAUUAUAUGGAAGACAAAACGGCUGCUGAACUUAGGAUCGGAGAAGCAGCUGAAAGAAGCCAUUAAAAUGGUGAACCAAUUAGCGGACGAGGUUAUAAACCACCGCCGGAAAAUGGGGUUCUCCGACAAAAACGAUCUUUUAUCGAGGUUUAUGGCGUCCGUCAACGACGACAACUAUCUCAGAGACAUAGUCAUCAGCUUUUUGUUAGCCGGUCGUGACACGGUGGCCUCAGGGUUGACGAGCUUCUUCUGGUUGCUAUCUCAAUCCCCGGAAGUCGAGUCGGCAAUCCAAGACGAGCUGGACAGAAUUAUAGGGCCGAAUCAGGAGCUGGAAGGGUUUGAGUCCAUGAAAGAAUUGCAUUAUCUCCAUGCUGCUUUGUAUGAAAGCAUGAGGCUAUUUCCGCCGGUGCAGUUUGACUCCAAGUUCGCUAAAGACGACGACGUUUUGCCUGACGGUACAUUUGUGAGGGGAGGAACCAGGGUCACCUACCAUCAGUACGCAAUGGGUCGGAUGGAGCGAGUUUGGGGCUCCGACAGCAUGGAGUUCAAGCCAGAAAGAUGGUUGGAAAACGGGAAGUUUGUCCAACAAAAUCCAUUCAAGUAUCCGGUCUUCCAAGCCGGACUUAGGGUUUGUUUGGGGAAGGAAAUGGCAGUGAUGGAGAUGAAAUGUGUGGCCGCUGCCCUCCUGAGGCGGUUCCACAUCCGUGUUGCUGAUCCGAUUCAGGCACCGAGGUUCAUUCCCGGGCUCACGGCCACCGUCAGAGGUGGCUUACCAGUUGUGGUUGAAGAAAGAGAAGUUUAGUUAUAUGUAUAUAUUAAGCAGGUCGUGGUGGGUAGCUGCUAAUAUGUAUCUAGCAUGGGGUCAAAAUGGGGUAACUAUAGACUCCUACUAGGCACAUGUAAAUUAAAUGUGGACAUGGCAGAACUGUCGUUUUCUCGCGAAUGAAUAUUGGAAGACUAA